UGUAGGAAGUGGAGGGACAGCUCUGGGGACCUGAGCCGUCUUGGACAGGGACAUCUGGCCAGGCACCAACUCCCGUAUUUGGUCCUCCAGCGGUGGCUGCGCUGGGCCCCAGCUCGGAACCGAAGGCGCCCGGUCCUCGCACCGGCAGCUCCGGCGUCAGGAGCAGGGGGCAGGGAGUCCACACCUGAGGCCGGGACAGCCAGGAGGGACCCGCGGGCCGCACAGCCGCCAGCCCCAAGCGAGGCCCACGCAUCUCCCGGCCGCCCCCGGACCCCGCGGCCGAGCCCGGGGCGGCGGGCGCGCUGGGGGAUGGGGAGCGCCUGCGCCUCGGCCGCCGCCUCCUCGCUGCGCCGCCUUUGAUGCGCUUUUUCCACCGUGCUCCGCGCGCUUUAAUCUUUUCCCUUCGCGCCCGCCCGGCGGCCGCUGCCGGUUUCCAGCUGCGUCUCAGGGGCCACGGGGUGCGGCGCCCCGCCUGCCAUCACUAAUAUCAGCAGUUUCAGUUUUCCUGUUUUCCACUCAGGGGAGACGGGGGCUCGGCCCCGCGCCCCGGACCCCCGCCGCCAGGAAGGGGAGGGGACCGGCAGGGGGCGGUGAGGCCGUGCCAGGGGCUGCCCACGUGCCUCCCCCUGACUGGUGGCUGUGGGGGUGGUAUAGGCCCAUCCUGAACCAGCCCCCAGCUGUGGGAUUCAGGAUGGGAGAGGGAUUGAGCCCACCCCGACUCUAGAUCCCCACCCUCAACCCCCAAACUGAACCCAACAAGAAACCCUUCCCAUCCCCCAUCCUCAGCAACUCAAGUGGGAAACCUGAGAAACCACAGGCAAGAGACAGAGACACGAACUCCCUGGGGAGGGGUCUGAGCUGGACAUGGGUGCACACACAGGGGUGCACACACACACAGAGGGGUCGGGCAGCUGGGCCCACUUAUCUCCCUGGCUUCUUUCCCUCCCCCACCUUCCCUCCCUCCUCAUCUCUGGUGCUCCACACCCUGUAACUCUUUUUUUUUUUUUUUUUUUUAAGAUUUAUUUAAUUGAAAGGCAGAGUUACAAAAGCAGAGGCAGAGAGAGAGACAGAGAGAGGUCUUCCAUCCUCUGAUUCACUCCCCAAUUGGCCACGAUGGCUGGAGCUGUGCCAAUCUGAAGCCAGAAGCCAGGAGCUUCUUCUGGGCCUCCCAUACAGGUGCAGGGGCCCAAGCACUUGGACCAUCUUCCACUUUGUCCCAGGCCAUAGCAGAGAGCUGGAUUGGAAGUGAAGCAGCCAGGAUUUGAACCGGUGCCCAUAUGGGAUGGCAGCACUGCAGGAGGUGGCUUUACCCACUACGCCACAGCCCCCGCCCCAGCCCUGUCACUCUUGUGGAGGUGGAGGAAGAAGGGGCGGGACCCGGGGCAGGUCCCCUUCCUCCAACCUGGGACGGUUUCCUUUCACCACCACUCCUGCCUGAGCCGCGGAGGAGAGCACGGUGGCGGCGGGCGCGGCCAGCGCUCUGGGCAUGCGGGUCCCCUGGGCACCCUGGUCGCUGCUCUGGGCCAUGCUACAGCUGAGCUGGUGGCCAGGAUGGCUCCUAGACGCCCAGGACAGGCCCUGGAGCCCCCUCACCUUCUCCCCAGCCCAGGCCACAGUGCCUGAGGGGGCCAACGUCACCUUCACCUGCAGCUUCUCCAACAUAUCCGAGCACUUCGUGCUCAACUGGUACCGCCUGAGCCCCAGCAACCAGAGGGACAAGCUGGCUGCCUUCCCCGAGGACCGCAGCCGGCAGCCACAGGACAGCCGCUUCCGCAUCACCCGGCUGCCGGACGGGAGCAGCUUCCACAUGAGCGGCAUCGGCGUCCGGCGCAACGACAGUGGCAUCUACCUCUGCGGGGCCAUCUCCCUGUACCCCCUGAUGCAGAUCAAGGAGAGCCCCCAGGUGGAGCUCACGGUGACAGGUGGGGCCUCAGGGACGGGGGAGGACCGUGCUGGGUGGGUGACCCCACCAGGUGUCCUCCAGGCCACUGUCGCACCCCAGCCCCUCCCCUGGAAGCAUCUCACCCACUUGACUUUGGGGGGCACAGAGCUAGAGGGGUCUGGGGAGCUCACUGUGGGAGCCCCUGAGCCCCUGACCCUGACCCCUGUCCUUUGUGCCCCUUCAGAAAGACUACUGGAGCCAUCCACAGCACAGCCCAGUCCCUCACCCAGGCCGCCAGGCCAGCUCCAAGGCCUGCUCAUUGGGGUCCCCAGUGUCCUGGUAGGCGUCCUGCUGCUGCUGCUGCUGGCCUGGGUUCUGGUGGCCAUGUGCCCCAGAACAACACAAGAGGCUGAAGGACCCAAAAGCCAGGACCAGCCCCUGGAGAAGCCUUUGGCCCUGCCAGGCUCCACCAUGGACUACGGGGAGCUGGACUUCCAGUGGCGAGAGAAGACCCCAGAGCCCCCAGCUACCUCUGUCCCUGAACAGACUGAAUAUGCCACCAUCGUCUUCCCCGACGGGCUGGGCACCUCAUCUCCUGGCCGCAGGGGCUCCACUGACUGCUUGCGGGGUCCACGGCCUCUGAGGUCUGAGGACGGACACUGCUCUUGGCCCCUCUGACCAGCUCCCUCCUUCACCAGCAUCCUGCUGAGAGCCCAGGGUCAGCUCCUGCCGCGAGAGGAGCAUGUGGGGCACAGGGCUCGGGGCUGCCAGAGCCGAGCUGCCCCGGGAGACUGCUCUGCACCUGUGCCAGGCCGCUCUGAGGCUCAGUGAGCCAGGGCAGCAGGCAGGCAGACGUCAGCUGGGAAAAGCCUGAGCCGGGCCCUCCUGUGCCACUGCUGCUGUGCUUGUCCAGGAGCCCCAGUGGCCGUGGUCCUUGUGGCAGGAUGCUGGCUGGACUCUGCCUUGUGGCAGUCUUGGAAUCACUCCCAGGGCAGGGACACAGGGCUGGGAAGCUCCGAGUAGACCAGGGAGCACCAGGCUGACCCCUACAGGAGUCCCUCCACCCCCACUCGGCCCUUUGUACAGCAGGGGAAUUGAGGCAACAGAGGAGACCCUGAGGGUCUGCAGCUGGCGGCCAUUCGCAACACACAUACGGAGGACCCCAGGGCCCCGCUGUCAGAGCCGGGCUUUGGACCGUCAUGGCUGUGCUGUAGAGUUCUGGGGGGGGGGGGCAGGAGGCUAAUGUUCCCCCCACCCCCAGCUUAUCCAGGGCGUCGAGCUCCCAUGGCAAUGGGUGAACUCAGGGCCUUUCAAGCAGCUGCCCCACAGCCUGGCCCAGACCACACCAGGCUCCUGUGCCAUCAGGGGCAGGGCGAUCAGAGUCCAGGCUCCCUGGCCAGUGGGAACCUUGGUGGGCAGGCCCAGGAGCCACUCUCUGGUUCUAUUACAUUAUUAUUAAAUAACAGAUGGCUACUA
Oryctolagus cuniculus (rabbit) is the source of this 3358-nucleotide messenger RNA. Lineage: Eukaryota; Metazoa; Chordata; Mammalia; Lagomorpha; Leporidae. The record is from RefSeq and is a predicted model, not a curated record.